This is a messenger RNA of Papaver somniferum (opium poppy), 3874 nucleotides long. Its product is annotated as putative E3 ubiquitin-protein ligase LIN-1. Bases 53 to 3874 code for a protein of 1273 amino acids. Lineage: Eukaryota; Viridiplantae; Streptophyta; Magnoliopsida; Ranunculales; Papaveraceae. The transcript has 18 exons. Gene Ontology annotation, molecular function: protein binding. The record is from RefSeq and is a predicted model, not a curated record.
AAGUCUUAGUUCUGUCAGCGAUAUAAACUUAUCUAUAUCAGAACUGAAAAAGAUGGAUUCCAAUUCCUUUUACAAUUUGCAUGGUGAAGGAAGAGAAACUCUAAAGAUAUCAGAACAUCAUAGUUUUAGACUCUUCGAUCACUUACAAUCUAAAGCACUCAAGGGAAAGACACUUACACAUCUGGGUGACCUGAAGAAUUCUGCAAGGCACAAGCAAGAGUCAAACACCAGGGGAAGUAUUGAUGCAGUAAGUUUACAUUCUGGAAAGGAAGUGCAAACUGAAAUACAGUGGAUAUCUGAGAAGAGAGUUUCCACAUUAUGCUUGUCAGAUAAAAUUGAAAAUUGUGAAGAAGAUGAGGACAGUGUAGAACUUACAACCAUGCAGGAAGCUGAAGUGAAAUUUGAACAGCUGAGGAAUGCAACUCUUGAUCAAUUGUUGAAUAUCAUUUCGACUUCCAAAGAAGAAAGAGUCAUCCGGGUCGUAGUUUCUGUUCUCUUAACUAUGAUAGCAGAGAACAAAACUGUAAUAGAGGAUAUCAAGAGAAAGGGAUUACGUUUGUGCAACUUGGUAACUGCCAUAAAAUGUAAUGUGCAUGAUGCAGCUACUCUAAUCUAUUUGAUAAGCCCAUCGCCUAAAGAAAUAAAACGUUUUGAGCUAUUACCCCAAUUACUGAAGGUGGCUUGCAAUUCGAGCAGAUAUAAAGAUGACUUCGUACAACCUGCACUAACACCUCGUGAAGCAGCAUUACUGAUGAUUGAAGUGCUAGUAACUUCCUUUGAUAGCGCCACAAAUAACAUCCAUUUGGCUGCAAUCAGUUCAAGUCAGGUUCUUUCUGAACUUGCACAUGUGGAAAGAUAUAGUAAUAUCAAAGAGAUCAGUUCUUUGGCAGCUGUUUUAGUAAAAUGCAUGCGGUUUGAUGGAAAAUGUAGAAGUUUAAUAUCAAACUGUACUCCUAUGGAUCCGUUUGUACAUCUACUAAGAAGCCAGUGCGCUGCACUUCAAUUUUUUCAUGAGAUCCUUUGCAUACCAAGGUCAUCAGCGAUAAGUCUAUUGAAUCAGAUACGCCAACCAGACAGCAUCAACUCUAUAAACAUAUUGAUGUCAUGCAUCCAACAGUCAGAACCUGAGUACAGGCUCAUGGCCGCAAACCUCUUGCUUCAAUUAGAUAUGCUGGAAGAAUCAUCAGACAAGAGCAUAUUCAGGGAAGCGGCUAUGGAGGUUGUCCUUGGGUCGAUUACAUCUGAAGAAAGCUCUAACACGCAAAUACUAUCAGCUAAUAUACUAUCAAAUCUUGGAGGGACUUAUGCUUGGACAGGAGAACCCUAUACAGUGGCACGGUUGGUAACAAAAGCAGGUUUAAAAUCAUUCCAUCACAAGAAUAUGAUAAGAACCUUUGAUUGGUCAGAACAAAUCCUAGAGGAAACUAGCAUAGAUGAAUGGUGCAGAAAGAUUGCAAGAAGUAUCAUUACAAAAGGGGAACCUUUAUUCCGAGCAUUGGAGAAGGGACUAAGCAGCAAGAUAAAGAGUGUCUCAAGAGACUGUCUCAUAGCUAUUGCAUGGAUUGGCUGUGAAAUUGCCGUGAAGACUCCCCAAAAACUCAGAUACACUGCCUGUGAAAUUUUACUAAGUGGAAUAGAGAAGUUUCUGCAUCCUGGUUCAGAUCUGGAAGAGAGAUUACUAGCAUGUUUAUGUGUCUAUAAUUAUGCUUCUGGCAAAGGCAUGCAAAAACUGAUUCCGUUUUCGGAGGGAGUGAGAGAGUCGCUAAGGCGUCUUUCAAAUAUUUCAUGGAUGGCAGAGGAAUUACUAAACGUAACUGAUUAUUUCCUUCAAACUAAAUCUCGCAUUUCUUGUGUCCACACACAAGUUCUGGAGAUGGGUCAGAUCUGCAAUGAAGCUGUUAACGCUCUCAUCUACUACAAAGGACAACUUUACAGUGGACACUCAAAUGGCUCAAUAAAGGUAUGGGAUAUCAAUAAAAAACGGGCCAAACUUGUAUGGGAUGUCAAAGAGCACCACAAAGAAGUGACAUGCUUUGCGCUUUUUGAACCCGAAGGCAGUCUUUUAAGUGGAUCCAGUGAUAAAACUAUCAGGGUGUGGAAGAUGGUCAACCAGAAACUGGGAUGCAUAGAAGUAAUAAGUACAACAGAACCAAUCCACAAAAUCGAGACAUGCGGUCAGCAGAUCUUUCUAAUUACUGAGAGUCGUGGACUAAAGGUGUUCGAUGAGUCCAGAACUGCCAAAGUUAUUUGCAAGAGUAAACAAGUGAAAUGCUUGACAGUAAAUCAGAGAAAACUUUACCUGGGAUGCACAGAUUCAUCUAUCCAGGAAGUGGAUGUACCAAAUGAUCAACAUCGAGAACUUAAAUCUCCGGCAAAGAGAUGGCUCAAGCAAAAGAAGCCAGCAAAUUCAGUGGUUGUUUAUCGAGACUGGCUUUAUGUUGCAAGUUCCAUAGUUGAAGGUUCAAACUUCAAGGAAUGGAAAAGGAAAAUUGAACCCCAGAUGUCCAUAGCAGUCGGGAAAGGAGAAAAUGUGGAGAUAAUGGGAGUAGUAGAGGACUUCAUAUACUUGACCUGCAGCUCGUCUCCAAGCGUCCUUCAGAUAUGGUUAAGAGAGACACAACAAAAAGUGGGAAGGUUAUCAGCAGGCAGCAGAAUAACGAGUCUACUCACAGCAAAUGACGUUGUUAUAUGUGGUACAGAAACCGGAUUGAUCAAGGCAUAUUACGCUAGCACAAACGAUAAAUUUAAUUAUCUAAUAGGAGAACUAAGAGGAUGCUCGGAUGGUAAUUUUGAUGCCCUUAACAUAGGGAGCAUACCGAAUCAGUUAAACGUGCUUAACAGUUAUGGCAAUAAGUAUUCUCAGGACAUUAAUCAUUCAUUCCAAUCUAGAGAAAUUAUUAUUCAUGGUUCUUGUAAUGGCUUGAUUUUAGUGAGUAGUAAGUCAGAGGUAAGGGAAAGUCGUCGUAGUCUUUGUCUUUGGAACCCGGCUACAAGAGAAGUCAAGAGAGUAGGAGCGUUGAUGGAAUCGCGCUACGACAUUAAUGCAGAACAUGAGCAUCAAGUUUACGAAAUUGCAUGUCAUAUACAUUAUGGAUUUGGAUAUAACAAAAACAUUGAUGAUUACAAGAUUGUCGGAUUUGAGAUCGAGAAAUCCGUACGAAUGUUACCACUGGAAGAUGAUCACGGUGAUGAGGACGAGGAUGUUCCUGAGGUUGCCUUGGGCUGUAUGGUCUCUGUAUAUUCACUAAAAUCGAAUUUGUGGAAAUGCAUACCGAAACGCAUCUAUUAUGACAUAUAUAGCGAACACGAUUUGGAGCCUGUGCAUGUCAAUGAAGAUGAUUUUGUAGAAACAUUGGGUGAUCUGGGAGGAAAUUUGUGCAUGAUUGAUGAUUCUUAUGGUGAGACUAAUGACAGCGUCGAGGCUUUGGGCCAGCUGGACAGGGGUGCAAAUGCAACCCCUUGCAAUGGUCUGGCUCCGAGAUUGGUACACAGAUCCGGCUAUGCCCUCAUAGCAGCUCCUGACAAGACAGGUUACUUAAGCUGCUUAGCUACUUCUGGUGCUGUUUCUUCUACUGCUGGGCUUGUUACUGGCAGUUUGAUUCAUACUGCUGAUGGGCUCGUUUCUGCAUAUCCACCUCCUGGUAGUACUACUACUACCAAUCAAUAUACCGGAGAAUCUACUGAUCGAAGGUACUUAUCAAGGGAGCUUAAGAAAGUGGAGAAGAAUAUUGGAAGGGAUUUAGAUAUUAACGAGGGUCCAAAUCAUGUUGUUGUAACAGCUUGUGAUACUGGUGCAUAUUAUAUUGAUGAUGCUGCGAGGAUGAUUCAGUUUGUUAGGCUAAAUCUUAUGACUUUAGGUUCCAAAUCAGUUUGA